Neoarthrinium moseri is the source of this 1071-nucleotide messenger RNA. RefSeq lists its product as uncharacterized. Lineage: Eukaryota; Fungi; Ascomycota; Sordariomycetes; Amphisphaeriales; Apiosporaceae. Gene Ontology annotation, molecular function: FMN binding; oxidoreductase activity. The transcript has 2 exons. Bases 1 to 1071 code for a protein of 356 amino acids. The record is from RefSeq and is a predicted model, not a curated record.
AUGAUCGUAACACCCGAGUGCGAACCGACAGGUGAGCGUUUUGAGAUGUUCAAGAAGAUCGCCGCAGCGGGGAAGGCGGACGGGAGUCUCAUGAUUGCCCAGAUCACACAUCCGGGCCGCCAGCUCCAAUACCGCUACAAUCCCGUCGCCGUGUCAGCGUCUGACGUACAACUAGACAAAGGAAAUGGUAUGGAAUACGCCACACCGCACCCCGCGACGGAGGAGGAGAUCGCGAGACUCAUAGCGGGAUUCGCGCACGCGGCGGCGUACCUCGAGAAGGCCGGCUUCGACGGCGUCGAGCUGCACGCGGCGCACGGGUACCUGCUGUCGCAGUUCCUGUCGCGGCUGACCAACAAGCGCACCGACGCGUACGGGCCGCAGACGAUGGAGUCGCGGCUGCGCUUCGUGUCCGAGGUGGCGCGGGCCAUCAAAGCGCGCGUCCGCCCGGGUUUCGUCGUCGCGGCCAAGCUCAACAGCGUCGAGUUCCAGGACGGCGGCGUCACGCCCCGCGAGGCGCGCGAGCUGUGCCAGGCCCUCGAGGCCCUCGGCUUCGACUUCGUCGAGCUGAGCGGCGGCAUGGCUGGCCAGUCCGGCAUGCACUGGGAGAAGGAGUCGACGCGCCGCCGCGAGGCCUUCUUCCUCGAGUGGGCUGAGACUAUCACCAAGGCCCUGGGUCCGGAUACGAAGUUGAGGGUUUACCUGAGCGGUGGCUUCCGGUCCGCCGAGGCAAUGGUCCGGAGCCUUGAUACCGUGGAUGGGGUUGGCAUCGGCCGACCAGCCACUGCUGAACCAGAACUCUGCAGAGAUAUUCUCGAUGGCCGAGUCAUGGGAGCCAGAAAACCCAUGAGGCCGCUGGAGAAUGAUUUGUCGCUGGGAUUGGCCGUUUCGCAGGCGCAGUUAGCGCAAAUUGGCAGUGGCAAGGAGCCAUUCGAUGCAGGUGACGAGGCGGCGAUGGAGAUCUUCCAAGCGGACAUGACAAUAUGGCAGCAGAGAGUUGUUGAAGAUGGCGAUAAACUAGAGUUCGUAUUACCGCCAAGAUAUUCUGGACCACAUAGACACUAUAGACGUUAG